Messenger RNA from Carassius gibelio (silver crucian carp), 1832 nucleotides. It is a transcript of the gene lye, whose product is annotated as lymphocyte antigen-6, epidermis. The record is from RefSeq and is a predicted model, not a curated record. NCBI's taxonomy places the organism in Eukaryota, Metazoa, Chordata, Actinopteri, Cypriniformes, Cyprinidae. The transcript is spliced from 4 exons. Bases 657 to 1298 code for a protein of 213 amino acids.
CAGAGGCAGGACCAGCUGAGAGCGGAGAGCCACGCUGGAAUCAUCCCGGGCUGAUGCUCACAAGUCCGGGGUAAGUAUACAGCGUGCUGUUAACAGUCCCACCACGUCUACUCCGUGUGUUUCUCUGCACAGGCCCGGUGCACCCAGGACGCGAUCUUCCCAGAUGUCCUUCACUGCGACGCCGGGACACCACGGACACCACGGACCCUGGGUGCAUCCACAGCGGAGGACGCGAGCUGGGUCCCGGGCGACGACUUCUCCCCCUCCUGCCUUCGAGAUCUCCAUCCAGAACCGCUUCGCUCCCCUCCGCGAGACAGGACGCGACGCUGUGAUCAUCGGAGACUCCAUCGUCCGACACGUAAGUGCUACGUUAGCUGAAGGUAAAGUGCACACUCAUUGUUUGCCUGGUGCUCGUGUUCUCGAUCUUUCUGCGCAGAUACCCGCGAUCCUGAAGGACGACGAGAGCCCCAGAGCGGUCGUGCUUCACGCCGGGGUUAACGACACCACGCUGCGGCAGACAGAGACGCUGAAGAGGGACUUCAGCAGCCUGAUCGAGACGGUUCGCAGCACGACGCCCGCGGCGACGAUCGUCGUGUCAGGACCACUGCCCACGUAUCGACGAGGACACGAAAGGUUCAGUAGACUUUUUGCUUUAAAUGAAUGGUUGUUGUCAUGGUGUAAAGAACAGAAACUGCUAUUUGUUAAUAACUGGAAUCUUUUCUGGGAGCGUCCUAGACUGUUUCGCGCUGAUGGAUUACACCCCAGCAGAGUCGGAGCGGAGCUGCUCUCUGACAACAUCUCCAGGACACUUCGCUCCAUGUGACUACGCCAUAUAUCUGGACAGAUUGAGACCAGCAUCCAGUGUGCUUGCUGUCCUCCCAAGAGCUUCUCUGCAGUCAGACUUCAGUUCUGUUGGACACGUCGUCAACAUGAUGAUCAGGAUUGUGCUUGGAGUCGUUGCAGCCAUUGGAUUCCUCACUCUCAGUGAAGCCCUGACGUGUAAUUCCUGUAAAGUGGGCAUUCUAGGCAAAUGUUUAUUCAGUUCUCAAGUGUCCUGCGCUGCCUCCGAGAACAACUGCUACACUGCCAAAGCAGAGUUCAAUGUGACUGGGUUUUUGAGCCUGUCCUCCAGUGGCUGCACCUCUGAUUGCAACAACACGGCCGGAAGUGUCCUGGGUGCGGGCUACACCGUGACCAAAAGCUGCUGCGCUGUGGAUCUGUGCAACGGAGCGAGUGCUGCGCAGCUGUCUGUGGCUGGAGCACUGCUGGCCUCCGUCUGGAGCAGCUCCUUCCUCUAGAUCUCACACCUCCGUGUCUGUGAUCAGUGUUAGGUUCACACAAACUGAACCGGAAUCAGUGAAGAUAUCAGCUCUAGAAUGUAUAGAUGCCAUAACUUUAAUCGUUUACUCCACUGUGUUUAGCUGUCUAUAUAAAUAAACAUUCAAUUACAAUAUAAAACAUAUUUAAAAUUUCAAAACUUAUAUAUAUAUGUGUGUGUGUGUGUGUGUAUGUGUGUAUAUCUAACCUACAUUUGGAUGCACACUGUGGAAUAAGGUGAUGAUAUUUUUGAGGUGGAACUGAAUAUAUUUCACAGCAGUGACUCUGGGUUAGGUACUGUACUUGCUCUGCUUUUUUAUAUCUUUUAGUAAAUUAUGUCAGUUUGAAUUUUUGGAUGAACUCUACCCUGACUUUAUCGUAUAUUCUAGCACAUUGUAACAUUAGUCUAGAUUAAUAAAUAUGAACUGAAAAAAAAAUUAUUUUCGUUAUGUUUUUGUUUACUAGUGCUGUCAAAUGAUUAAAAGCAUCCAAAACAAAUGUUUUUGUUUACAUAA